UUUCAAACAAACCCAACGAAAUGGAAAGGAUAAAACGCGUCGAGCUUUGCCAUUGCUUAUUUCUAAGCAACGUAAAGUUUCUUUGAACUGCUGAGCAGGAAAUUCCUAUCAUUUGGAGGAGUAUCAUCAGGCACUGCGAAACUUAAGUGAAAUAGUGUUAGUUUGACAGCCUUUCUGAAAAGCUAAAUCAUGACUAGCUUAACGGCAUCUCCGACUUGCCAAAGAAGCACGUGCAGAGGCAACGUACCGCCCGGCUCGAAAAGAAUCACCAGAUUGCAAGAGAAACAACAGCUCAGGAACCUCAAUGACCGUCUGGCCGUGUACAUUGACACAGUCCGAAAUGUAGAGUCUGAAAAGGAUAAGAUCAACUUAGAAAUGACUCAAAUAGAGGUGGCGAAAACCCGGCAGUUAUGUAAGAAAAUAGACGCGUAUGAGACUGAGCUCGCCGAUGCCAGAAAGAGUUUGGAUGAUUCUUCUAUGAAUCGAGCCUGGCUACAGAUUGAACUGGGAAAACUCAAAUCUGAGCAUAAAGAACUGUUACAGAGCUACGAUAAAAGGGAAGCUGAGGUAGUAGAAGCAAACACCCGCUUGAAGGACUUGGAAGCUGAGCUCAUCACUAAAGAAGGCCUGCUUACUAAGUCCUCAACUGAAAAGAGCAACUUGGAGGCCAACAUUGCUGAGCUGCAAAGGGAAAUAAGUGAGUUGAAUAGUCUUCUUGCUCAAACCAAGGAGGAGCUUGCUAAUGUAACGCUGUUUCGGGUGGACUUAGAAAACCGCCAUCAGAGCCUCAAAGAGGAGAUGGAGUUUCGUAAGACCCUGCACCAGGAGGAGGUGAAGGAAGCGUGCCAACGGUACGAGACACAUCUGGUGGUGGUGGAGUCUGAGCACAAAGAGGAGUAUGAGUCUAAACUCAGUCUGGCCUUAGCAGAGAUGAGAGUUCAGAAUGAGGAGCAGAUGAGAAUCUACAAAGAGAGCAUGGAGAACACUUACACCGCUAAAAUGGAUAACGCGCGUCGGCUAUCUGAGAUGAAUGGAAAUUCCGCCAGCAUUGCCAGAGAGGAGCUACGAGAGUCCACCUUAAGGGUUGUGAGCCUCACUGCCCAAUUGGAAGGACUUCAGAAAGAGGCUCGUGGUUGGCGUGAUCGCGUAACAGAACUGGAGGAGGCACUCGCUAAGGAAAAAGACGCAAGACGCAAACUACUAUUCGAAAAAGAUAGCGAAGUGGCUCAGAUUCAGAAAAAGAUGGAGCAGCAGUUGAAUGAAUACGAACAACUGCUGGAUGUUAAAUGUGCUCUCGACAUGGAAAUCAAUGCAUAUCGCAAACUUAUAGAGGGAGAAGAGGAAAGAUUGAAGCUGUGUCACAGCCAUUCCUCUCGUGGAGACAUGUCUUCAGUCUCUUCCAGCAGCCGUAGUGUUCACACAACUCAGGGAAAAAGGAAGCGUAUUUUUGUUGAGGAACAGGAAGCUAGCAGCUCGGUAUCUAUUGCUCUUUUUGCCUCCUCAGCCACAGGUCCCAUUGUAAUCGAUGAGAUUGACACUGACGGCAAGUUCAUAAGCCUCCAGAACACUGGCGAGAAGGACCAAGCCAUGGUGGGCUGGGAAGUCAUUAAAGCUAUUGGAAAUGUGACAGCAACGUUCAAAUUCACACCCAGAUAUAACCUGAAGGCUGGACAGAAAGUCACGAUUUGGAUGUCUGAUACUGGCAUGAGUUCCAAACCCCCUACUGAUCUUAUUUGGAGGGACCAGUUCUCCUGGAGAUCUGGAGAGAAAGUCCAUGUGGUUUUGAUCAACGCUAAGGGAGAGGAGGUGGCAAAAAGAAAGACUGCAGAUGAAGAGAAUGUUGAGGAAUUUAGUGCCAUUGAUGAAAAGUUUAUCAAAGAUGACCUUUCCAAAGAAAAUGUGAGUGUGAAACAGAGAUUUUUAGGAGGAUGCCCCUCACAGUGGCCAGAAAAUCUGCUCCAUCAUGUGAGUGCACCCAAACAACUAGACAACUGAGCCGGUCUUUUACAGUUUGGAUUCUACUUGACCUUUUACUUAAAUGCUAAAUGUCUUUGAGUUAUAUUUGUUCUUUUAUAUUUUUAAAUUAUUAAUGCUUUUACACCCUAUGUUUUCAAACGGUCUUAUGCCAUUUUGGAAUGACUAUUGUUUUGUGAAGGAAUUGAAACGUUAAUUCAACUUGAACUUUAGCACAAAAAUCGAAAGUUAUUUAACGUAUAAUUACACAAAUUUGGUACAACGUUGAACAUACAGUGAGGUUAGGCUUUAAGAGUUGAGUAAUCCAAAUGUGAUACUAUCUUACUAAGUAAAAGCAGAGACUAAAUUGGUCAGUUAAUGAUCCAUUGUAAAACCCUUGUAUGCAAGGUGGGAUCACAAAGAAAAUCUUGAAUAGGUUUUGCAAGCUUUAACUACAACUAGUUACCCAAAUACUCUUUGUUUUGGUGUCUUACAGUUUAAGCUAUGGCAGUUAUUGUCACGUUGAAUAAAUAUUUUCCUGCACUA
Molecule: messenger RNA, 2499 nt
Organism: Corythoichthys intestinalis (scribbled pipefish)
Lineage: Eukaryota; Metazoa; Chordata; Actinopteri; Syngnathiformes; Syngnathidae
Gene: lmnb1
Product: lamin B1
Exons: 11
Coding region: 190-1995 (601 amino acids)
Biological process (GO): nuclear pore localization; nuclear migration; nuclear envelope organization
Cellular component (GO): nuclear envelope; nuclear lamina
Molecular function (GO): structural constituent of cytoskeleton
Source: RefSeq, a predicted model, not a curated record